Balaenoptera musculus (blue whale) is the source of this 7912-nucleotide messenger RNA. RefSeq names its product mitotic deacetylase associated SANT domain protein (gene MIDEAS). Gene Ontology annotation, molecular function: transcription corepressor activity. The record is from RefSeq and is a predicted model, not a curated record. Gene Ontology annotation, cellular component: histone deacetylase complex; transcription regulator complex. NCBI's taxonomy places the organism in Eukaryota, Metazoa, Chordata, Mammalia, Artiodactyla, Balaenopteridae. The transcript has 13 exons. Gene Ontology annotation, biological process: negative regulation of DNA-templated transcription; regulation of transcription by RNA polymerase II. Bases 1270 to 4566 code for a protein of 1098 amino acids.
ACCCAAGUAAUCAAGACAUGGGUCUUUCAUAGGGGCUGGGAGCAGUUUCUCAAUAACCUUACCACCACUAGGAUGCUGAUAAGCCAAAAAGUGAAGCUUGGGGAGACUGUUAAUGAAGUGCCUUGGAGAAGAUUAAGCAUGCUUUACCGUAUCCAAAACGAGAGUUUUCUUUGUGGAAGAAAGCGACUUGUGUCCUCCCCAACAUCACACACAUACUUUCCUGGCAGGCCCGCUGGGUUUCCAAACAUUUCGUCACCGUCUCGUCCUGACCUUGGUGUGAAAGGAACGAGCCGCGUGGCCUGUUGGUUCCAGCAAAGCCAUCGGGGGCGCUGGCCUGGGCUGGGGGAGGGUGGCGACUGACUUGGGAGUGGAGGUGAGGUCUGCUGGAAAUCCCCAGCCUGGGCAGCCGCCGGAGGUUUAAAGACGCCUUCUCCGGCCUUAUUUGGUCGCAGGAAGUGGGCGGCGCCGGGCCUGCUGGCUGAGAGGCAGACCCGAGACAGUUGUGCUGAUGAAGUGGUAGAGCUGGUUCCUGCUCGCGCGCGCGCCGGCCCGCCGCUGGGCGCUCCGCGCUCCCAGCCCCGAGUUGUGCAAUCCUUUGUAGCACGCCAGAGAGUCCUCCUCCUUCGCUGUUGCCUCUCGCCCUCUCUCUCUCUCUCUUUUUUUUCAAGCUGUGAGCUCAACCGAUGAGUCAGAGCAGUGCAAUCCUGACACUGCAUCGCAGGACUGGGGGGUGACACGAAGGGAGGGAGAGCGACCGCGAGGCGGACACCACGGGCGCGGGUUGCGCCGAGGCUCCUGUGCCGGGAGCGAGGGGUGACAGCCCGCGCGUCCCGCCCGGGCCCUGCCAGCAAACUUCCCGGCCUCGGGAGGCGCGAGCUGGCGGAAAUUCUGCGAGCGCCGCGGGGAGGCGGCGGCGCCUGUUUGUUUUUAAAAUCGGGAGUGCGUGCAGGCGGCUGGAGCCUGGGAGGCGACCGAAGGCGGCGGCCCGCGGCGGAAAGGGGACAGCCGAUGCCGGAGCUCGGGUAGGAGCAGGGCUCCAGGGCCCUGUGGAGCAUCAUGAACUGGGAAGAGUAGAGGAGCCUGAGAGCCUCUCUGCAAAAAGGAAGGAAGCGCCAGCAGUUCUUUCUCCCUGUGCCUGACCGCAUCAUCCAGCGUUUCCUCUGCCCCCUCUGGCUGCUGGACUAGGGCCAAGCUUCCAGCAGGACCAUCCCCCAGGGGAUGGGCAACUGGUGAAGUAGGUCUCACUGCCGGGGCCCAGUUGGCCACACCAUGAACCUCCAGGCCCAGCCCAAGGCUCAGAACAAGCGGAAGCGUUGCCUCUUUGGGGACCAGGAACCAGCUCCCAAGGAGCAGCUCCAACCCCUGCAAGCACCACAGCAGCCCCCGGCCCCUCCACCGUCCAGAGUGAAGGAGGAGCCUUACUUUGCACACGAGGGUCCGGCAGGGGCUGCCCCCGCCUCCCAGCCUGUGGAACUGCCCCCUUCCAACAGCCUGGCCCUGCUGAACUCCGUGGUGUACGGGUCUGAGCGAACCAUGUUGUCUCAGCAGGUGGGCUCGGUCAAGUGGCCCAACUCUGUGAUGGCUCCAGGGCGGGGCCCGGAGCGUGGAGGGGUUGGGGGUGUCAGUGACAGCGGCUGGCAGCAGCAGCCCGGCCAGCCUCCGCCCCACUCGACGUGGAAUCGCCACAGCCUGCCCCUUUACAGUGGACCCAAGGGAAGCCCUCAUCCUGGCAUGGGGGUCUCCACCUACUAUAACCACCCUGAGCCGCUGAAGCGGGAGAAAGCAGGGGGGCCACAGCUGGACCGCUUUGGGAACGCUGUGCGGCCAAUGGUGCCGCAGAAGGUGCAGCUGGAGGUUGGGCGGCCCCAGGCACCCCUGAACUCUUUCCAUGUGGCUAAGAAGCCCCCGAACCAGACGCUGCCCCUGCAGCCCUUCCAGCUGGCGUUCGGCCACCAGGUGAACCGGCAGGUCUUCCGGCAGGGCCCAUCGCCGCCCAACCCCGUCGCCGCCUUCCCACCACAGAAGCAGCAGCAGCAGCAAGCGGCCCUGCCCCAGAUGCAGCUCUUUGAGAACUUCUACCCCAUGCAGCAGCCACCCUCUCAGCAGCCCCAGGACUUUGGCCUGCAGCCAGCCGGGCCGCUGAGUCAGUCCCACCUGGCUCACCACAGCCUGGCACCCUACCCCUUCCCCCCAAACCCUGACAUGAACCCAGAACUGCGCAAGGCCCUCCUGCAGGAGUCAGCCCCGCAGCCUGUGCUACCUCAGGCGCAGAUCGCCUUUCCCCGCCGUUCCCGCCGCCUCUCUAAGGAGGGCGUCCUGCCUUCCACCACCCUGGAUGGGGCUGGCACCCAACCUGGGCAGGAUCCCGCCAGCAACCUGUUCCUGCACCACUGGCCCCUGCAGCAGCCGCCACCCGGCCCCAUGGGGCAGCCCCAUCCUGAAGCUCUGGGAUUCCCGCUGGAGCUGAGGGAGUCGCAGUUGCUGUCGGACGGGGAGAGACUGGCACCCAAUGGCCGAGAGCGGGAGGCUCCCGCCAUGGGCAGCGAGGAGGGCACGCGGGCUGUGGGCACAGGGGACUGUGGGCAGGUGCUACGGGGUGGGGUGAUCCAGAGCACUCGACGGAGGCGCCGGGCAUCCCAGGAGGCCAAUUUGCUGACCCUGGCCCAGAAGGCAGUGGAGCUGGCCUCACUGCAGAGCACAAAGGAUGCCAGUGGCUCUGAGGAGAAGCGGAAAAGUGUAUUGGCUUCAACUACCAAGUGUGGGGUGGAGUUUUCUGAGCCUUCCUUAGCUGCCAAGCGAGCACGAGAGGACAGCGGGAUGGUACCCCUCAUCAUCCCAGUGUCUGUGCCUGUGCGGGCUGUGGACCCAACUGAGGCAGCCCAAGCUGGAGGUGUUGACGAGGAUGGAAAGGGUCCUGAACAGAACCCCACUGAACACAAGCCGUCGGUCAUCGUCACCCGCAGGCGGUCCACCCGUAUUCCCGGAACUGAUGCCCCAGCUCAGGCUGAGGACAUGAACGUCAAGUUGGAGGGGGAACCUUCAGUGCGGAAACCAAAGCAGCGGCCAAGGCCUGAGCCUCUGAUCAUCCCCACCAAGGCGGGCACUUUCAUCGCCCCUCCCGUCUACUCCAACAUCACCCCUUACCAGAGCCACCUGCGCUCCCCUGUCCGCCUAGCUGACCACCCCUCCGAGCGGAGCUUUGAGCUGCCCCCCUAUACACCACCCCCCAUCCUCAGCCCUGUGCGGGAAGGCUCCGGACUCUAUUUCAAUGCCAUCAUAUCGACCAGCAGCAUCCCAGCCCCUCCUCCCAUCACGCCAAAGAGUGCCCAUCGCACCCUGCUCCGGUCUAAUAGCGCUGAAGUCACCCCGCCUGUCCUCUCUGUGAUGGGGGAGGCCACCCCAGUGAGCAUCGAGCCACGGAUCAAUGUGGGCUCCCGGUUCCAAGCAGAAAUCCCCUCGAUGAGGGACCGCGCCCUGGCAGCCGCAGACUCCCACAAGGCCGACUUGGUGUGGCAGCCAUGGGAGGACCUAGAGAGCAGCCGGGAGAAGCAGAGGCAAGUGGAAGACCUGCUGACAGCUGCCUGCUCCAGCAUUUUCCCUGGAGCUGGCACCAACCAGGAGCUGGCCCUGCACUGUCUGCACGAGUCCAGGGGAGACAUCCUGGAAACGCUGAGUAAGCUGCUACUGAAGAAGCCCCUGCGGCUGCACAACCACCCAUUGGCAACUUAUCACUACACAGGCUCUGACCAGUGGAAGAUGGCUGAGAGGAAGCUGUUCAACAAGGGCAUUGCCAUCUACAAGAAGGAUUUCUUCUUGGUGCAGAAGCUGAUCCAAACCAAGACCGUGGCCCAGUGUGUGGAGUUCUACUACACCUACAAGAAGCAGGUGAAGAUUGGCCGCAAUGGGACACUAACCUUCGGGGAUGUGGAUACAAGUGAUGAAAAGUCGGCCCAGGAAGAGGUUGAAGUGGAUAUUAAGACUUCCCAGAAGUUCCCAAGGGUGCCUCCUCCCAGAAGAGAGUCCCCAAGUGAAGAGAGGCUAGAGCCUAAGAAGGAAGUAAAGGAGACCAGAAAGGAGGAGGAGGAAGAGAUGCCAGAGACCCAGGAGAAGGGGGAGCAGGAAGAGGGGCGAGAGCGAAGCCGGCGGGCAGCGGCUGUCAAAGCCACGCAGACACUACAGGCCAAUGAGUCGGCCAAUGACAUCCUCAUCCUCCGAAGCCACGAAUCCAAUGCCCCUGGAUCUGCGGGUGGCCAGGCCUCAGAGAAGCCAAGGGAGGGGCCAGGGAAGUCACGUAGGGCACUUCCUUUUUCGGAGAAGAAGAAAAAACCAGAGCCAUUUAAUAAGAGCCAGAAUCAGGAGAACACUUUUCCGUGUAAAAAAUGUGGCAGGGUGUUUUACAAGGUGAAGAGCCGCAGCGCUCACAUGAAGAGCCACGCCGAGCAGGAGAAGAAAGCGGCUGCUCUGAGGCAGAAGGAGAAAGAGGCCGCGGCCGCUGCGGCCACUGCGGCCGCCUCCCCCCACCAGCCGGCCCUGAGGGAGGAGAGCAGUGCGGGCGAGAGGGGCUGACGCCCGGGGCUCCGGGCCCUGCUCCAGCCUGAGACGCCCUGCCAGCACUGGAACCUCCGGAGGGAGAGAUCACGUGGACUUGUCUCUGCAAAACGGAUACAAUUAAAUAAACGGCUCUUUUACUUAUACAGGGCCCAGGAGCAGUGUUAAGGGCUGCAGGAUCCAGUUCUCUUGCAUUUGGUUUGUCGGAAGUUUCCCUCGUGCUUUCCUGGGACUGGGAGAGUCCCUGCUCGCUGGGGCUGCCCCUGGGGAGGGGCUCCAGCGCUGCCACCGCUGCCUCUCACAUGGACCUCUGCCGCCACGCCACGAGGUCGCUUCUCUCCCUCUUUGUUUCCCUUUCUCCCUUAGGUCACCAUGGAGAGACGAGCACAAGCGCGCCCCCUAGGCAGCAUUAAUCCCCCGCCCCAGGGGACCUGUACAGGCCCUGCCCUAAGCCCCGGAAAGAGGGACUCCGUAGGAAGGAGUGUGGUGGCCAUCUCCGAGAGGGAGCUCAGCCUGGCAUCUGUGCUGUCUCCCGCACGGCAGUGUCCAGGCCAUGCUGCUCCAGUGACUGUGUCCUCAGAGAGGCCACGUCCUCCGUGGGAGGGAGGCUGCCAGAACGGGUGCAGGGAGAGAGACCAGGACUGGUACCUAUCCCUUUGCUGCUCGCUAGCAGCCUGCUGGGGCUGGAAAGUUUUCUCAGAUGUUUGGGGAAGGAGCCAAUGUUCUUUGCAAGCUCUCAGCCUGCUGGAGGGAAGGAAACUGUGCAGAGGAAGGAAGCUGCAGGGCUGCUACAGGGCUAGGCCUGAGGGAGCUUUUGAUAAGCCUUGGCUUUUCCUGCUUCCCACCUUUUUGCCAAAUACCUUUGGGCCCUGGAGGCUGCUAAGGGAGCUUAGCCUAGGCCCAGCCUGCUCCUCCUUGGUGCAAGUUUCCUGCCUGCCUCUGUCCUGCCCUUGGCAGCUGCCACCUAACCCCACCCCACCUGGUCUAGUGCUGAUAUCCACAGCUCAGCCCUCAGUCCUGCAUGCUGGAGAUUUCUGGAUCCUUCCCUGGGAGGGGGAGGUCUCCUAGCCAGAUGGGACAGGAGCCUUCAUUCCUUGACUUGUGUCAUUUGGGAGCUAUUUAUUUAUUCUUAAUAUUUAAUUUUUAACAUCCUCUCAGGGACCAGGGGCUUCCUCCUUUCCAGAGGCCCAAGUGCAUUUAUCCCAAAACAAGGCACCUUCUUGGCACCACCCUCCCUCCCACAUUUCCAAGACCCUAAAGUCCCUCGUUUUGCCAAUAGGAAUGAUAGUAGCACUGAAAGAGGGUGGAAAGGUGGAAGAUGUCGCAAAGCCACACGGAGACUAGCAGGAUCAAGGGAGAUCAAAGGCAGUUCUUGUCGCUACCUCUUCUUUGGCUGUACUUUCAAGUAGCUUGAGGGGAUUGGCUGGAAGCCAGAUUCUGGUUUUGUUUCUGGCUUGAAGAAGCCAUAUUUGGUGUGGAGUCACUGAAGUGGAAGGGCUGGAAGAUUCUGGAGGUCCCUUCACUUGCCGGUCCCAUAGGAGAGCUGAGUUAUUUUUCUGAUCUUGCUAUUCAACUUCAGUUGUGUAAAAGAAGUUCUAAGUGAAUCCAUGUUAGGAAGGAGCCAAAAAGUAUUCAUUCUGCUACCCUUCUGAGAUAGCCUAAAGGCGUCGUAUUGGUAGCUGGGAGUGGGGAGGGAGUUUUAUUUCUAAACUAUGCACUAUCAGGUAUGUGUUAGCAUUCAUUUAUGCAUUAAUAUGGUUAUACAUGAGCCCAGCUAUGGGAGUUAACAAAAUUCUCCCCCCUCCCCAACUCCUGAUGGCUACCUAGACCUCUAACUUCCCAGUUAGUUUCUUCCACAGGCUUUUACAAGCUCAACGGCCCAAGACUGCAAAAAUCUGGUAUACCCUCCAAAAACAGGAGGGUAGCAAAUUUAGGCUCUCUUCUAAAUCACAUAUGUAAUAUGAGUGCCUUCGCAGCUUUGCCCCAAAGUGCUACUUAUGUUUCCCAAGGUUUUUUCUAUUUAAACCGUAUUUAGUUUCAGGCUUCUUUUUUGGACAUGUGGUAACAGAAACCUCCUUCGUCUAGAGUGAUUCUCCUAAGCUCACGGAGACCAGACCAGGUGAAUAUAGGUGGAGAAAAUCAAGAUGGUACCUCUCUGUAUUAACCCCACCCAACACCGUAUUUUAGAAGGGUUUAUGCUCCAGAAUGGAUUUAUAGCUAGAAUGCAGUGUAAAAGGUAAAAUGUUUAGAGGGCAGAUGCAAUUGUGGCAAGUGACCUGCCAAUAAAGUAGGUGCAGCCAUAGAAGCUGGCAUAGGUAUAUCCUUUAUGGUGCUUUCUCCCUGUGAACCAUUAGGCUACUUUGUUUUUUCUUUUUUCUUAUAUUCAGAGCUCUUUGCUUUAAGAAGUUAAAUGACAAACACCUUCAGCUUUAUAAUGUCCUCCCCACACCAUCUCACAUAUCCAUCUCUCAGCCUCCAUCUACACUCAGCUAAGGGCAUGAAACUAACCUAGUGCCUGUGUUCUAGACCGUUUCUGAGGUCUCUUACCCACCCACGGAGACAGUGCUUCAGCACUAUCCUCCAUGCCUUCAGCAGCCCCCCUCACAACUAAGGUACACACCCAUCCCUUUUGCUACCCCACUUCCACCCCUGGCACAGAGGUCGUGUGCUGCUUACGUCUAAAGGGAUCCCCUAUAUUUAACUGCCUCAGUGACCUAACCUCUUUCUUCUCACGUGCCAGAUGUUAAGAUGAAGGAGGAAUACAACACAUACUGAAGCCUCAGCUAUUUAAGUAUGUUUUUACUGGGGCUCACGUUUCUGGGACGGUAUUUAUUACCAGACUGGCAAGCCUAACUCCUUAGGUUUAUAGGAAGUAUGCAUAUUUUUAUAAAACAAUUGUAUGUCCUCCCCAUAUUUUUGCUGUGUUAAGAUUUGCCUCUAACAAUUUGCAGCUGUUUCAAUUUUUCAUUCGUCUCUCAGUCGAAGGCCUUGUUGGAGGGGACAGAGCACAGGAAUAGCCUUGACAGUCUGUAAUUAUUGUACAAAUAUUUUAAUAGCAUAUAAAUAAGUAUAUUCCUUUUAUUUUGAAAAAUAUCAGACACUGCCUUUUGUGUGUUUGCUGCCUGUGGCACCCUUUUUUAAAAAGACUGUUACAUAUUAAAAUAGUGUACAUAUAUAUAAAUAUUACCUCUUUUGCUGUACAGUUGUGAUAGACCAGACUGAAGAUUUUAUUUUUUGUGUGCUUUUUAUAAAAAAAAAUUAACACACUAAAGAAAAUCUUGCUGAUGUGAUUGUAAUGUACCUAUGUAACUUAUUUACUUUUGAACGUUCUUCUGUAUCUUUAAACCUUUUAUUAAAUAAGGUU